AAAAUAAAAUUAUAUUUAAGAUCAUGAUAAGUGAUAAUUACAACCACUAUCCAAAAUAAGAGCAUGGCUUAAGUAAGGUAAAAAGAAGAGGGGGAAACAGUUUAUUUUUUUAUGCGUAAUAGAUUUGAUUGACUCCAAGAAUUUCAAAAAUGUCUAUGCGACCUGAUGACCAUAGACGCAAAUGGAACAGAGAAGAGUAUGAAAGAAUAGCACUUCAACGUCUGCAGGAUGAAAUUGCAGAAGAAGAAUUGGGAAUUCCAAAACAACCAGCGGUAAAAAGAGAAUUGCUCAAACAAAGAGAUUACAAAGUUGAUCUUGAAUCUAAAUUAGGAAAAAGUGUUGUUAUUAAUAAAAAUACUCCAUCAUCACAAACUGGAGGGUAUUAUUGUAAUGUUUGUGAUUGUGUUGUCAAGGAUUCAAUUAAUUUCUUAGAUCACAUCAAUGGCACCAAACAUCAACGUAAUUUGGGUAUGUCAAUGAAAAUAGAAAGAUCUACAUUAGAACAGGUUAAAGCUCGUUUUGCAAUGAAUAAAAAGAAAUUAGAAGAAAAAAAGAAAGAUUAUGACUUAGAGCAAAGAGUAAAAGAAUUAAAAGAAGAGGAAGAGAAAAUUAAAGAAUAUAGAAAAGAGAAAAGAAAAGAUAAGAAAAGAAAAAUUGAAGAAGUCAAUGAAGAUAAUGGAGGACCUUCAGAUGAAAUGGCAGCAAUAAUGGGUUUCUCAGGUUUUGGUUCUAAAAAAAAGUGACAAUGAAAUAUUAUCGGAUCAUUUGAUGAAAUAAUGCCUUCUCAAGAUGUAUUUUAAGAAAAGAUCACAAUUAAUUUCUUUAAAAUAUAUUUCAUUGAAAAAUCAACAUUGAACACUACAAGAUCAGGGAUAAAUAAGACUGAUCUUAAUGUAAAAAUUUAACUUUGUAAAUAUUUAAGUUUACAAUAUAAUUUCAUUUAUUCCCUUUUUCUUGUAUGAUCAAUGUUUUGAAUGUACAAAUAAUUCUUAUUUCUAUCCAAUAUUAAACAACAAUUAAUUUCUUAAGCAUAAUGAAAGUAUGUUCAUUUAGUGAAUAAAAAAUACAGUAAAAGUAUUAUGAAAUAUAUAUGGAAUAAUUUUAAUUGUAUAAAUCAUUUAUUAUUAAUGUAUUUUAAAUUCAUUGCAAUAAUUAAAAAUAAGCUUUA
Messenger RNA from Apis florea (little honeybee), 1168 nucleotides. RefSeq names its product zinc finger matrin-type protein 2. NCBI's taxonomy places the organism in Eukaryota, Metazoa, Arthropoda, Insecta, Hymenoptera, Apidae. Gene Ontology annotation, biological process: mRNA splicing, via spliceosome. Gene Ontology annotation, molecular function: zinc ion binding; nucleic acid binding. The record is from RefSeq and is a predicted model, not a curated record. Gene Ontology annotation, cellular component: U4/U6 x U5 tri-snRNP complex; spliceosomal complex.